Messenger RNA from Fomitiporia mediterranea MF3/22, 897 nucleotides. RefSeq lists its product as uncharacterized. The coding region runs from base 1 to 897 and encodes 298 amino acids. The transcript has 7 exons. NCBI's taxonomy places the organism in Eukaryota, Fungi, Basidiomycota, Agaricomycetes, Hymenochaetales, Hymenochaetaceae. The record is from RefSeq and is a predicted model, not a curated record.
AUGACUAAGAACGACAACAAGUACACCGAUCCAGAGCUCCGCACUGAGAUCAAGGAUGCCGUGCAAGCAGGUGACAAGGGUGGCAAGCCCGGACAAUGGUCCGCUCGCAAAGCACAGUUGAUGGCAUCAGAAUACAAGAAAGCCAUGCACGAGCGUGACGAAGAACCAUACACCACAGAAAAGUCUGAGCAGUCCGAGUCUCAAAAGCAUCUUAACGACUGGACGAAAGAAGAGUGGCAAACGAGUGAUGCAAGUGGCAACGCGAAGCAAGAUGACGGUACGGAGAAGCGCUACUUGCCGAAGAAAGCUUGGGAGAGUAUGACGGAGGAAGAGAAAGAGGAGACGAAUAAGGAGAAGUUAGAAGGGAGUGCAAGGGGCGAACAGUAUGUGUCAAACACGGCCGCAGCAAGGAAGGCACGAAAGGACACUCAAGGAGAGAUAAGUGAACCGGAGGUGGCUGACGGAGCGGGCGAAGAGGAGAACGGAACAUCCCAUCACCACAAGGAAGAAGAGUCUUCUCCGAAACGUGGCACCAAGCGCAAUGCUAACGACCAGUCGCAAGACGAAGCCGAGUCUAUCGAAGAAGAGCUUCUUUCCGAAAUAGAAGACGGCAAUAAGGCAGAGCGUCAACCAGCAGCGAAACAAGCCAAGGUUAAUAAGGGAGAUGACGAGCACGGACAGCCUUGCAGUGCAACGCGCCUUCCUGAGGCAGGACAGAAGGUAUUCUGGAGGGCCACUCCAGGAUGGGUGGAAGGCACUGUCGUCGAAGUCGCCUACUCCGAAAAGGAUGUUGGCGGCAAGCACGUCAAGGCUUCUAAGAAUGAUCCCCGCAUUAUUCUCGAGAGCGCGAAGUCUGGGAAGACGGCCGUGCAUAAACCUGAAGCAGUCUACUUCUGA